Gorilla gorilla gorilla (western lowland gorilla) is the source of this 3361-nucleotide messenger RNA. Its product is annotated as protein enabled homolog. The record is from RefSeq and is a predicted model, not a curated record. The transcript is spliced from 5 exons. Lineage: Eukaryota; Metazoa; Chordata; Mammalia; Primates; Hominidae. Bases 1 to 1113 code for a protein of 370 amino acids.
AUGGAGAUCACCUACUUGGUAAUCUUCGUGGAUAGCUUUGGUGAAAUAAAUGUACUAACUAGACUGGAUUCACAAGAGAACAGGAAGAGAGAAACUGGAGACAAAGUACAGACAUCAUUUUCAAGAAGUUUUGCCAUAAAAGUGAAAAAUGCGAGACCUACGACAGCAAAAGGUGGAGAGGCCCCUGCGGAAGUAGAAACCCAGGGCUUGCAACUUCACAGACAGAAGCGUCUGUGGUUCCUCCGCCGCCCCAGGACCAUCCGGACUCAGUCUACGACACUACGGAAGCUUCACCUUCCUGGUGCGGUGGCAGAGGCGGCAUCGCAGUUGCAUUCCUUCUCCCUCCACCAUGCACAGCCUUCGGUAAGAAGCCACAGACAGCACCAGCUGCCGGGAAGGCGGCAGAGCCGUCUAAAGCGGGCUCGAGCUCGUCGGCCACGGCCGCUGCCGCCUUCUCUUCUCCCCCAGGAAGAAGCGCGGCGGCAGCGGCUCCUCCGCGCUGGCGGGAGCCUAGGGGAGUGGAGUCUGGGGAAGCCCCACCACUCGCGGAUGGGACCGGGCCUAGGAUCUGGAGCUGCUGCUGCUGCUGCAGCGGCCCGAGUACAGCGACGCUUUACGUCCGGUCCACCACCACCCCCAUACACACCCCCUCCCUCCCUCCACCGCCGCCACCCCCCUCCCCGCCCGCUCCGCUCUCCCUCUCUCGAUUGGAGCCGAGACAAAAGCAACGGGAAGCGGUGGGCCGGGACGCUACCGGCGGACCCUGGGCGCGACCGGACCGGCCCCGGGGCAUUCCCCCGCCUUGCGGGGGCCCCGAAUCUGCCGCCCCCGCCGCGCGCCCCGCUGCCAGACUUCCGAAAAUUUACCAAAAACUCACCGCAUGAAUUUUCUUGUCCCGCGGAUCCAAGAUGGCGACGUAUCCACCGCGGAGGCUGCUGGGAGCAAGACCUUUACCCUCUGACCGCCGCCGUGACCCCCGUCGCUCCGGCUUCCCUCCAGGCGGCAGCGGAAGGUGGGAGCGACGACUGCAAAACGGCAGCGAUGGGCUCCCGCAACCUCCGGAGCUUGUGCGCGUACUUCAGGGACCGGCACCACGUCACCGUCACCUCCUGAGUAAGAUGAAAUAAAGAAGAAAAAGAAAGUGUUUGAGAAUAGCUUAACAAUUAAAAGCAACUUAGAAGACAUGAACAUAGCGAAAUGACCCAGUGAGUCCAACAUAGUGCUCUAGGGAUGCUGAAGUGACCAAUCAAUGAUGAGGAAGAUGACAAGUACAUAUCACAUGCUGUCCUCACCUGUGAGACGGUAUCUAAAAUAUCAACAAGAAUACUUCCUGUGGGAAGUAUUUUAAUAGGAGGAUAAAAAGGAGCCUGUGAUUUCAGAAAAUGAUGUUCCUGUAUCCAAGGAAAAUACUCUCCCAGGACAAGCACAGCAGACUUUCCAGGUUCAAGAUGUCGUUCCAGAUUCCAGAUUCAAGAAGCCAUUAUAUUAAUGCAAAUUUAACUUGAUGAAAAAAAUUUCAUGCUGUGUCUAUGAAAUGUGAGUAGAAAUCAUUACAGUGGCCGGGCGCGGUGGCUCACGCCUGUAAUCCCAGCACUUUGGGAAGCCGAGGCUGUUGGAUCACCUGAAGUUGGGAGUUCGCGACCAGCCUGACCAACAUGGAGAAACCCUGUCUCUACUAAAGAUACAAAAUUAGCUGGGCGUGGUGGCACAUGCCUGUAAUCCCAGCUACUUGGGAGGCUGAGACAGGAGAAUCGCUUGAACCCGGAAGGCGGAAGUUGUGGUAAGCCGAGAUUGUGCCAUUGCACUCCAGCCUGGGCAACAAGAGCAAAACUCCAUCUCAAAAAAAAAAAAAAAGAAAGAAAGAAAUCAUUACAGUAACAUUAAUAAAAGUAAGAUGACAAAAUAUCUGAGGCAUGGAUAGCAUAAAAGGCACCAUUACUAAGAGAAGUUACCUAUUGCUGGAACAUGGAAUUGUAAGAAUAGAGAAAGUGGGGAGAUUACCAUCUGAUGAGCAACAUAAGGUUAGAUGAGGGAGGCCUGGGUUUUGUGGAGAAGGGGUAAAUGAUGACUAUAAUGUCUGAAGACUAAGAAAAUCAGAAAGACUGCUCUCAGCAGGCAAGAACGUUUUAUUUGAUACGUAUGACCACAUGUGAAAAGAACAUCUUAUCUGAUUCUGUAUGUGUUACUCUGAUUCUAUGCGUGCCAGUAGUGUUAUAUUUCUGCAUUGGACAUGGGAAAAUUGUAAACAUCAAUGAUCAGAUGUUUUCUAGGACCUUCUGAGGAGUCACAGAAUCCUUCAGAAAGAGAAGACUGGAGUUGGUAACUUAAAGCAAAAAUUAAUGGAAUAUUGAUUGGGUUUGAGAUAUGUGUGAGCCUAAUAAUUCACAAUUGAACAGUGGAGAAUAAUAGUGUAACUACCAUUUAUUGAGUACCUUCACUAUACCAGGUACUGUAUUGGUAUAGUGAGUACAUCUCACUAUACCAGGUACUGUACCUGAUAUAGUGAGAUGAAUUAGAUGCAUUCCAAAGACUGGAAUUUGUAACUUAAUAGGAAGUUCCAAGACGGCAUGUUUAUACAAGAAAAGCCUGGUAAUUUCAACCCAGGGAUGAUGAGAUAGUAUCAUCUACUUUGUGCUUUAUUGCAGAAGUUAAGACAUGAGCUAAACUUGGGUUAUUAGUGGAGAAGUAAUUAUCAAAAUCUUGUCUUCACCUUGCUACCUUUUCAAACACUAAUCACUAGCUGAUAUUACUAUGCUAAACACGUGAAUAGAAUCCCAAAUAUCAUGGAGGUUAUCUUCUAGUAAGGGAAAAAGAUCACAGACAAGUAGAUAAAUAUUAAAGUAAUUUCAGAUAGUAAUAUUGCUGUGAAGAAAACAUGAUGGUGAAAUGGGUGAGGUUAACUUUAAUUAGGGUGGGUAGGGAAGGUUUCCCUGAGGAGGCAAAAUUUGAGCUGAUUGUCAAUAUGAAAUCAGCCAUCUGAAGAUCUGGCAGAAAAUAAUUUCAGAUAAAUAAAGUAAAUAUUUGGGAAAUUUUCUGAUUAUUAAAUUCGGAUGGUCUAUUUUAUAGCCCUGUACUGUUUCAGAAUUGACAAUAUUUCAUUGAAUGAAGAGUUUCAGUUUGUCCUGGGAAGUAUUUCCCCUAACUCUUUUAAUAUUUAAACACUCAGUGGUCCAGUUUGUUUCUAAGAUUCCACUAUCAAUAUACUGGCUAGCCUCUUGUAUGGAGGCCUCUUGUGGUCUUUUCUGCUUCUGUUCCUGCUGCUAAAGGAGAAAGCAUCUCCCUAGCUGUGGUAGAUCGUUUAUAAAGACUGCUGCAAUAAUUCCUCCCAUCUGUAUACAUUUCUCUUUUCUUUUUUUUUUUU